CCUAAGUAGUGUGCACUACCUAGUGUGCGGAGCCCUGUCCGUGGUCCUGAACGCGCACGGUCACGUGACCGACCCCCCGCGCGCCUCCCGUGUUCCGCGGAUCCUCGAGCCGCACGACUGCAGCUGCAGCGCCGCACCGGACGCGCUCUUCGGUUCUCGGUUCGGAGGCAUGGAGCCGCUGCUCGGUGAGAUGAAGCAGCUCUGCGGGAGAAUACACGAGGCCUGCAGCGAGCUGAAGGAGGAUCUGACGCCCUUCAGGAGCGAGCGCUUCUACAGGUUGGCCCCCAUGCGUCUCUACACUCUCUCUAAGAGGCACUUCGUUCUGGUGUUUGUGGUUUUCUUCUUCUGCUUCGGCGUCUCCACACUCAUCGGUGUGUCAGGACCCAAGAUCAUAACUGAGAAUUAUUCCAACGGUUUAAGCGUCAGCGCCAAUGGAUCGAAGACCGGACCCUUCGACCUCAAAUCUCAGCCGCUGUCCAACUACAACCAGCAGCUGUGGCUCACGUGCAUCAUCCAGCUGGACAACAACAUUGCAGAUCUGAGCUUGAAAGAGUUUGGGAUGAAUGUGGAGCUGCAGGGAGUGAUGCAGGACGCCAGCGUGAUACGCAUCAGCAACAACAUUCACAACAAGAACAGAACCCUGCACUGCGCCGCCCACCAGCAGGCGUGUGAUGAGAUCAUCGUUCUUCAUCUGGGGUAUCUGAACUACACUCAGUACAAGAUCAGCGUCAGCUUCAGGAAUCUGCUGCAGGACCGAAUCAAAAACGUGACUUUUGUGUUUAAGAUGUACAACGCCACCUUCUCUCAGGUGGAGAUCUGGUUCCGCUUCGUGUUCGUGGUGAUGACCUUCAUCGUGACCUGUGUGUUCGCUCACUCCUUACGCAAGUUCUCCAUGAGGGACUGGGGCAUCGAGCAGAAGUGGAUGUCUGUUCUUCUUCCUCUGCUGCUGCUGUACAACGAUCCGUUCUUCCCUCUGUCGUUCCUGCUCAACAGUUGGUUUCCGGGAACGCUGGAUGCGUUCUUCCAGGCUCUGUUCCUGUGUGCACUGCUGCUCUUCUGGCUGUGUGUGUAUCACGGCAUCCGUGUGCAGGGCGAGAGGAGGUUCCUGACCUUCUACCUGCCCAAGCUGCUGAUCGUGGGGCUGCUGUGGCUCUCGGCCGUCACGCUGGGAAUCUGGCAAACGGUGAACGAGCUGCAGGACCCCACGUAUCAGUACAAAGUGGACAUCCAGAACUUCCAGGGCAUGAAGAUCUUCUUCCUGCUAUAUUAA
Carassius auratus (goldfish) is the source of this 1270-nucleotide messenger RNA. Its product is annotated as transmembrane protein 181-like. Lineage: Eukaryota; Metazoa; Chordata; Actinopteri; Cypriniformes; Cyprinidae. The transcript is spliced from 13 exons. Bases 170 to 1270 code for a protein of 366 amino acids. The record is from RefSeq and is a predicted model, not a curated record. Gene Ontology annotation, molecular function: toxic substance binding.